AUGGAAGAGGACGCAAGUGAUAUUUUGACCGCUGCUCUGCUUGAUUCUGGUGUACAAGAAGCAGCAAUCAAUCUUUUUGAGAGAAAUUCAUCUUUAAACGACACAUUGAAGCAUCCACGGCCUACGUCUGCAAUAUCAUCUACAACUACAACAGUAUCAGAUAGUAUUAACGAAACAGCAGUAUUUGAAGAUGAUGAUGACCCAUUUUCAACAGCAUUAAAAGAAUUAGAUGAAACGAAUCGACGUGCAAACGAAAUUAUUCGAAAGCAAGAAACACAGCCGUCAUUUCAACAAACCAUAUAUUCGCCGCUAUCACAAUUUUUUCAUAAACCGAAAGUUUCAUCGGCAUCAGCGUUGUCUAAUCGCCCUAUUAUUUUGCAUGGUUUACAUUCUCCACUACUGAACAAAACACCAACGAUCAUUCGUUUAGCUGGAAAUACAAUAAAUCCAUCACCACUACUAUCUAGUCAAACUCCAUUACCCUGUUCUUUGACUGUACCUUCAAUCAAUGUUCCCAGUUUGUCUUCACAACCAUUACUUUUAAACAGCGAUCUAAUUAAUCGUCAAGUAGGACAAGUAGUCAAAUUUAUUCCUGCUGUGAGAAAAUUUGAUGUAAGAGAUACAAGACAGCCUCUGUUAGAGCAAGAUGAAGAAGCAGCUGGAGAAGAUGAGGAAGAAAUGGCACACGCUGAAACCUACUCAGAUUAUAUGCCAGCCAAAUUACGUAUUGGAAAAAAGCAUCCUGAUCCCGUUGUCGAAACCAGUUCAUUAUCAUCAGUUGAACUGCCAAAUAUUUACUAUGAAUUGCAUAUACCACAAACCACAAUUGAAUCAAGUGCAUUGUCCGCAUUACAGUUAGAAACAAUUGUUUACGCAUGUCAACGUCAUAACACACUUUUAACGGAUGGAACGCGAGCUGGCGACGGUGCUGGUGUUGGUAAAGGUCGCACGAUAGCUGGAAUUAUUUAUGAAAAUUAUAUUCUCGGUAGAAAGAAGUCAUUAUGGUUAAGUGUUUCUAAUGAUUUGAAAUAUGAUGCACAACGUGAUCUGAGUGAUAUAGGGGCGCAAAAAAUUUCGGUUCAUCCGUUAAAUAAAUUCAAAUACGAUAAAUUAUCAUCACCACAAAAUGGUAGCGUCAAACGAGGAAUUAUAUUUGCAACAUAUUCAUCAUUAAUUGGUGAAAGCCAAAAUAUGAAUACAAAGCUAAAAUAUAAUAGUCGUAUGAAACAAUUAUUACACUGGUUAGGUGAAGAUUUUGAUGGAGUGAUUGUUUUUGAUGAAUGUCACAAAGCUAAAAAUCUUGUUCCAACAACGCAUGCAAAAUCAUCAAAAACAGGUUUAGCUGUACUGGACUUACAAGCAAGACUUCCCAAAGCACGAGUUAUUUAUGCCUCAGCAACAGGUGCUUCUGAACCGAGAAACAUGGCCUACAUGACUCGGCUUGGCCUUUGGGGAAAAGGAACAUCAUUCACCGACUUUAGUCAAUUUAUACAAGCAAUUGAAAGGCGGGGUGUUGGCGCCAUGGAAUUAAUUGCCAUGGAUAUGAAGCUUCGUGGCAUGUAUAUUGCUCGACAACUGAGUUUUUCUGGUGUUAACUUUUCUAUUUUGGAAGUUCCCUUAGAACAUGAAUAUGUGAAAACUUAUGAUGAAUCUGUUAAACUUUGGAUUGAUAUCAAAGAAAAAUUACAUCAAGCUCUUGAAUUAUCUGAUACACAAAAUAUCUCACGAAAGCAUAUAUGGGCGCAUUUUUGGCUUAGUCAUCAGCGUUUUUUCAAAUAUCUUUGCAUGGCAUGCAAAGUUCAAAAGGUAGUUGAUUUAACAAAACAAGCAACUAAUAAUAAUAAAUGUGUUGUUAUUGGACUUCAAUCUACAGGUGAAGCAAAAACUCUAGAACAGUUAGAUGAAUUUGGAGAAUUAAAUGAUUUUGUUUCCACUGCAAAAGGAGUUAUACAAAGUUUUGUUGAUAAACAUUUUCCAACGGGUAUUGAGCAAGCAAAAACAAUGUCAAUCUUUGAUUUACUUGGUGAUGAUUGGCUCAAAAAUGAUCAACAACCAUCUCAAUUAAAAACAAAAAUGAAUACGAAAAGGAAAAGAAAUAUAAAAGAAACAUCCACCACAGUCAGUAGUAGUUCAGAUAAUGAUUCUGAUGAUGAGCCAUUUAGCUCGAUCGGUCAGACGUUAAAACGUAAACCAAAAUUGGAUAAUAAUAAUAACGUAAACCAAAGUAUACUGAAACAAAAGUUUAUUUCGAAUAAUGAGAUGAAUUUGGACAAUGAUGAGGAUGAUGAGGAUGAUGAUGAUGAUGAUGAUGAUUUAAAUGAAGAAAAUAUUACUGACAAUGUAUUACCCGUGAAACGAAUUAAAACAGAUGAACCGAAAAAUGAAGAAAUUUACAAUAAAUGGAAUAUGUCGACUAGUGAAAUAGUUGAUGCAUUAUUUCGUAUGAAAUCUGAUUUGCUUAACAAAAUCGACGCUCUCGGUCGAAGACUUCCAGCGAAUACACUUGAUGAACUCAUUGAUCAACUAGGUGGACCACAUUGUGUAGCUGAAAUGACUGGUCGAAAAGGUCGUAUUAUCCAGAACAACGAUGGGCGUGUAUCGUACGAAACUCGUAGCGAAUCCGAUGUACCGUUAGAACUAUUGAAUGUUGUUGAACGUGAAAGAUUUAUGCGUGGCGAAAAAUUAAUAGCUAUCAUAUCAGAAGCAGCCAGUAGUGGUAUAUCUUUGCAGGCUGAUAGACGUUGUCAAAAUCAGCGACGUCGUGUACAUGUAACACUGGAAUUAUCCUGGUCAGCUGACCGUGCUGUUCAACAAUUUGAAUUAGCUGGCGAAAAACGAUUUGCUUCAACCGUAGCUAAACGUCUUGAAUGUUUGGGUGCUUUGACACAUGGUGAUCGUCGUGCGACCGAAACACGUGAUUUAAGUCGAUUUAAUAUUGAUAAUAAAUAUGGAAAACAAGCAUUAGAAAAUGUUAUUCGAUCAAUAUGUGGAAUAGAAAAACCAUUAGCACCAUUUCCCGUAAAUGAUACAAAAAACUUUGAUUUUGUUGAAGAAGCGAAAAAGGCAUUAGCAAAUGUAGGCUUGAUUACUCAAAUAAACGAACUUCAUUCAAUUUAUCUACCGGAAAAAGACUAUAACAUCAUUAGUCGAUUCUUAAAUCGUAUACUUGGUAUUCGUGUUGAUAUGCAAAAUUAUAUAUUUCAUUUUUUUUCUGACGUCUUAAAUGCUUUGGUCACUGAAGCUCGAAGAAAUGGAACGUGGGAUUUGGAUCUUGGUGCUGGCGAGGAAACGGUUUCUAUUGAUAAAACAGAUGUGUUUGUCAUGGAAUCAAAACAAGGAGAAUCAUGUGUACAAGUUGAAUUGUUUGAAAGUCGUUUGAAUCGUCGAAUACCGAUAUUAGCUGUUGCUCUAACGAAUAAUAAUAUGAUAAAAAAAUGUGAAGAAUUAUAUCGUAUUUAUCGUCCAAAUACCGGUUUACAAAACCGUCAUGAAACACUUGAAAGUUUGAGAAAAAAAUACAAAAAGGUUUUACCACGUGAUGCUCAAUCACACUGGGAUGAACAAUAUGGAAAAGCAGCAACAAUGUGUACACAUAUGUUUCGCCAAGGAUCAUGUCCAAUAUCAACUACAUCAUCAUCUUAUUGUGAAGUUGGCCUUCGAUCUCGACGUUUUCAUGUUUUGUCUGGUAGUGUAUUAACAGUAUGGAAUUGUCUUGAACAUGUUUUAGGUGAAGGUAGAAUGCAAAUGAUUCGAAUUAAAACCAGUAUGCCAUUAGCACCACAAAAAAUUGUCGGUUGUAUUAUACCGAAACAUUUUGUUCACGAUCUCAUACGUUUAUUAGAAAAAUGUUCAAUACAAACAUAUGUAAAAAAAUAG
This is a messenger RNA of Didymodactylos carnosus, 3876 nucleotides long. Lineage: Eukaryota; Metazoa; Rotifera; Eurotatoria; Philodinida; Philodinidae. The record is from the annotation of a GenBank genome assembly.